Messenger RNA from Aspergillus puulaauensis, 1059 nucleotides. Its product is annotated as NmrA family NAD(P)-binding protein. The coding region runs from base 1 to 1059 and encodes 352 amino acids. The transcript has 2 exons. The record is from RefSeq and is a predicted model, not a curated record. NCBI's taxonomy places the organism in Eukaryota, Fungi, Ascomycota, Eurotiomycetes, Eurotiales, Aspergillaceae.
AUGACGAUGCAGAAGAAGACAAUUGCCGUCGUGAACGCGACGGGACGCCAGGCGGCUUCCCUCAUCCGCGUCGCCGCCGCCGUCGGACACCACGUACGCGCGCAAGUCCAUUCCCUCAAGGGCCUCAUCGCAGAAGAGCUCCAGAGCAUCCCAAAUGUCACAUUGUUCCAGGGCCCCCUGUUAAAUAACUUUGAGCUGAUGGACACCCUCUUCGACGGAGCUAACAUCGCCUUCAUUAACACAACGUCGCAAGCGGGCGAUGAGAUUGUCAUUGGAAAGGCGCUCGCCGAUGCCGCCAAACGCGCCGGUACAAUUCAACACUACAUCUACAGCAGCAUGCCAGAUCACUCGCUCUACGGCCCAUACCCGGCUGUGCCGCUAUGGGCUCCGAAGUUUACCGUGGAGAACUACGUCCGCCAACUAGGCCUCCAUUCGACCUUCGUUUAUGCUGGAAUCUACAACAACAACUUCACAAGCCUACCAUACCCGCUCUUCCAGAUGGAACUCAUGCCGGACGGCACUUUCGAGUGGCAUGCGCCUUUUGAUCCAGACAUUCCGCUACCUUGGUUGGAUGCAGAGCAUGACGUUGGUCCGGCGCUGCUGCAGAUCUUCAAGGACGGUCCUCAGAGGUGGAAUGGUCAUCGAAUUGCGCUCACUUUUGAAACGCUAUCUCCCGAACAAGUAUGCGCGGCCUUCUCCCGAGCUCUCAGCCGCCGCGUAAAGUACGUCCACGUUCCCAAGGUCGAAAUCAAAGUCAACAUUCCUGCCGGAUACCGGGAACAGCUUGAAGCCAUCGAAGAAGUCUUUGGCGUGCACAAGGCACCUUACUUUCCCCAACCCGAAUUCUCCCGUCCUGCCGCUGGAUCUCCCAAGGGAUUAGGUCCAGCCAAUGGCAAGGGCGCCGGUGCGGGAAUGAUGCAGGGCCCCGGAGGUGUCAUCUCACAACGUGUUACGGACGAAUCCCGCCAGUUAUGGCAAGGCUGGCGAGACAUGGAGGAGUAUGCGCGCGAAGUCUUUCCCGUGGAAGAAGAAGCCAACGGGUUAGACUGGAUGCUAUAA